Molecule: messenger RNA, 1857 nt
Organism: Mangifera indica (mango)
Lineage: Eukaryota; Viridiplantae; Streptophyta; Magnoliopsida; Sapindales; Anacardiaceae
Product: ethylene-responsive transcription factor ERF118-like
Exons: 3
Coding region: 609-1544 (311 amino acids)
Biological process (GO): regulation of DNA-templated transcription
Molecular function (GO): DNA binding; DNA-binding transcription factor activity
Source: RefSeq, a predicted model, not a curated record
GGCCGUCUGGCUAAGAGUGAACCAGCACUGAAGAAACAUCACAGAGAAAAAGCAGAGAAAGAUAGAGACGCGAAGGCUAGAAUAAGAGUGAAAAGUUAGUGCGGUAAAACAAGCCAAAAGUGAGAGGUGGGUUCUGUGUGAGAGUGUUGAGUUCUGGAGUGACUGAUAGAGAGAGUUUCAGGUGGUUGAGGAGUGGAUUUAUGUCGGCUGGGUUUGCUUUGGCUUUGGCUUUGGCUUUGGCUUUGAUUGGGGCUCCGGUGAAGCUCUGUCUUUCCAUUUCUUCGACUUCUCUUGUUGCCGCUGUUGUUCUCUGUUGUGUGCUUCUCUGCUCUGUCAGGCAGAGAUUGAAUCUGGUGUUCUCAUCUAUUUCGAUGCAUUUGAUGCCAAGAAGGACUUAUUCUGGAGUGGAUUGUUUUGGAGAUUUUCAUAUAAAACAACGAUUCUUCUACCUUUUCUUGUUUUUGAGAGGGGAUUUUACUUGAUACAACUCUGAUAAGCCGAGAUCUUCUUCGAUUAUUUUCCCUUUUAUUUAUUUUUAUUUUUAUUUUUUUGUAUCUGGGCAUUUUUGAGGGGGGGAUUUUGGUGAGUUUUUAUUGCUCCUCGCAAAGAUGCCAGAGUUUCGAAAGCAGUCAAACAAAACAAUUCGCGGGGAGUCCCAAAUCACCAGGAAAGUCCGUGUAAUUUGUGAUGAUCCGUACGCUACAGAUUCAUCUUCAAGCGAAGAUGAAUCUGACUCCGUCGUCAGCAAAAGGAAGCGGUUCGUUCGUGAGAUUCAUAUACCGCUUGCUCCGGCUCUUUAUAUGCCAGAGGCUGAGAGUUUUCUUGACAGUAACAAGCACGUCAAAAUCCCCUCUAGAAAGAGAAAAUCCCCCUUGUCAAUAACACCGUCUUCGUCUUCAGGGAAACCCAAAGGUGUUCGACAACGAAAAUGGGGCAAAUGGGCCGCUGAGAUUCGAGAUCCAUUUAAGAAAGGCCGGAUUUGGUUGGGUACUUACGAUACUAAAGAGGAAGCGGCCAGAGCUUAUGAGGUCAAAAGGCUUGAAUUCGAAGCUAGAGCCGCCGCAGCUGCUGCUGCUGCCGUCGCUGAUGAGGAUAAGAGCAGCGCCUCUUCUUUAAAAAGUGAUGUCUCAUCAUCACUUGUGGCUUCUAAUUCCCGUACCAACAACAAUCCUGAUGUUGUUUCUUCUGAAGACUCUGAGAGUGUUUUGUCCCACAAUUCUCCUGCUUCAGUUCUUGAACUGGAUACUUCUGCUUCAAACCCCACCACCAAUUGCAAGGAUGAUUUGUUUAAAGAAGGGUUUGAUACUAAUUUUGAUGAACUUUUCAGGGACGAGACAUUUGAGGAGGACUUGACCAAUUUCUUCAAUGACGAUUGUGGGCAACUGUUUGGUGAUUUAUGCGGCAUGGAUGAUCUGAGUUUUACUGGGGUUGAAGGCAACGAAUCCAGCGAGCUUCCUGAUUGUGAUUUCGAGUUGGAUUUUGGCAAUUUAGAUUUUGCUUCUCUGGAGGAACAACGAGUGCCUCUCAGUAUUGCCUGCCUUUAAGUUUUGCAGAUAGGAAUUAUUAUCAUUAUUAUUAUAAUCAUAAGUAUUACUUAAUUAAUUAAGGAGAGAUCUCAGGGACUGUAAGAUCAGUUCGAGGUAGUGGAUUUUGUUUUGUUUGUUUUGUGAGACUUAGAUGGUCUGGGGAUGAUGAUCUCAUGAAUUUCGUAGUAGAAAUUCUCUGGGUUUUUUUGUGCUAUAAGAGCCGUCCAGAGGGUUCACAUUGCUGAUUUCACUGCCAUGAUAAUUUUGUUCAUUUCCUCACCAUUCUCAUUUUAUGCUAAGUUACUGUUAUAUGAAAUGAAGUUUCCUAUAA